Molecule: messenger RNA, 2131 nt
Organism: Ochlerotatus camptorhynchus
Lineage: Eukaryota; Metazoa; Arthropoda; Insecta; Diptera; Culicidae
Product: cytochrome P450 9e2-like
Exons: 2
Coding region: 439-2007 (522 amino acids)
Molecular function (GO): monooxygenase activity; iron ion binding; oxidoreductase activity, acting on paired donors, with incorporation or reduction of molecular oxygen
Source: RefSeq, a predicted model, not a curated record
UUUUAUUUUAAGCCCGGAGCAAAAAGAAUAUCCACAACUGAAAAUUGAAAAUUGAAUAAUCGAGCGUCGAUAAUUCAACAUUGAAAAUUGAACGUACAAUUCAAAGCAAAUUAACGUGAUUCGCAAACAACAUCCAAAUGAAUUUAAUUAUUCAAAACAACUGCUCUGGACGAUUCAACAUGCAACAUGGUGGCGUGCAAAUCUGCAUUGCAGCGUCAUACUAUCAACCGAUCAACAUCGGCUCGAUUUCGAAAGUCAUUGUCAUUAUCAAGUAGCGCGACGCGUGCCAGUAAAAUUUGCACGUUGUUUUCACCCACUCCGCCCUUUAAUUACCGUUAAAAAGUAUCAAAUCAUCCUAUCAAGUGCACUACAAAAAGUCGCCGGUAAACACGCGUGUAACGCAGUAUUCGUCCAAUUGCCGCCACGAUAGCAAUCAAAAUGGAACUCGAUUUGACCGUGGUCCUUUCAAUCGCUGUCAUCCUUGGAGCGAUCUAUCGCUGGAUAACCGGAAACCGGGACUACUUUCACGAAAAACCGAUCCCUUCGAUGGCCGUGCGACCCAUCAUGGGCAGCACUGGGCCACUUCUGCUCAAACAGUGCACUUUUCCUGAAUUCAUACAAUCCAGCUACAAGAAAUUUUCAGGAGCUCGAGUCUACGGACUGUACGAUGUCAACAUUCCGAUGUUCGUGAUCUGCGAUCCGGAACUGAUCAAGCGAAUCGCAGUGAAGGACUUCGAUCACUUCAUGGAUCAUCGCCCGGUUUUCGGGGCUAGCGAAUCGGAUCAUCCGAAUUUGCUGUUCGAAAAGUCCCUCAUCGGCCUGACGGGUCAAAAGUGGAGGAACAUGCGGGCGACGCUGAGUCCGGCCUUUACCGGAUCCAAGAUGCGGCAGAUGUUCGAGCUGAUCGUGGAGUGCAGCGAGAGUAUGGUUCGGUUCUAUCGGGGUGAAUCCCCGGGAAAGGAGUACGAGAUGAAGGACGUUUUUUCGAGGUUUGCAAACGAUGUGAUCGCGACCUGUGCCUUCGGAAUCAAGGUGGACUCGCUGCGGAAGCGGGAUAAUGAGUUUUUCGUCCACGGCAGUAAGAUGCUGCAGCUCAGUAGGCUGAGCGUAGUGGCACGAAUACUCGGAUACAGGUUUGCGCCUACUUUGAUGGGUCGACUGGGGAUCGACAUCAACGAUCAGGAACAGAACAGUUACUUUUCGGCGUUGGUCAAGGAUACGGUCAGAACGCGGGAAGUGAAAGGAAUCAUUCGUCCGGAUAUGGUACACCUGUUGAUGCAAGCAAAGAAAGGAACGCUGAAGCAUCCGGUGGAAAGUGAGCAGUACAAGGGCUUCGCAACGGUUGAAGAAUCGGGCACGAUGACCGAACAGGAAAUGAUCGCUCAGUGUGUGUUGUUCUUCUUGGCCGGAUUCGAUACGGUGUCCACCAUUUUGGCUUUCUUAGCUUACGAGCUGGCGUUGAAUCCAGAAGUACAAAAACAGCUAUACGAAGAGAUCAGCCAAACUCAUGAGUCGCUGCAAGGUCAGCCUCUAAAUUACGAUACUCUUCAGAAGAUGCCGUACAUGGAUAUGGUAGUUUCGGAAGUGCUCCGGAAGUGGCCUGCCAUAGCAGCGGUGGAUAGACUGUGUGUUCAAGACUACGAACUGACCCACGAAACAGGACUUACGUACACCAUUGAUCGCGGUAGUGGCAUUUGGAUCCCGAUCUACGCGAUCCAUCACGAUCCCAAGUACUACCCGGGUCCGGAGCGAUUCAUACCGGAACGGUUCAGCGAAGAGAGCAAAGCUGGCAUUAACUUGGGGGCCUAUCUACCGUUCGGAAUCGGACCACGGAAUUGUAUUGGAUCGCGUUUUGCCCUGAUGGAGGUGAAGGCGAUCGUGUAUCAUAUGGUUAUGGAUUUUAGUUUCCAGAAAACCGGUAGGACUCAAGUCCCGCUGGAGAUUGUGAAGGGAUUCGCAACACUGAAGCCCGAAUGUGGUGUGUAUUUGGAGUUUAGACCGAGAUAAUAGGAGUACAGGAAGUGUAUUCGAAGGAACGUACCUGAGCGUUUGGCAUUCUGCCGUAAGAAAUCUUCCGAGGUUCCUGAAAAGAAAAAGGGACAUGAAAUUAGCUUAGGAUAAUCAACAAUAA